UAUUCUUAAUCGACCACUCGAACUUGGGUUAGUAGAGUCGAAUGCGGGUUCGCCGACACCACCACCUGCGCUCGCUCCGAUGGCGACACGUCAAGCUCGCCGCCGAUGAACGCACGGCGACAGAAGAGCCGGUACAAGUCCCGCGCUAAUGACCCUCCGAUGACUCUUCGGCUACGCCCCAAUCGUGACCCGACCGCCGCCUCUCCUGCCGCCGCCAGUUUCUUCCCCUACUCCCUCCUAUUCCUCGUCUGUUGCUUCUCCUCCCUGACCCGCCCCUCCUCCGCUCUCGUCCACCUGCGCUCCAAGCCCUUCUCCUUCACAUUCCUAGACGCUCCUGCACGCUUUGCUGUUCCGGUCGAUGGAUCUGGGAUCUGCGGCUCGCUGCGCGUCGCGGAACCCCUUGACGCUUGCUCCGGUAUCGAGAACAACUGGACGACUCUCGGCGACGGUGACGGAGGAGGAGAUUCGAGGUUUGUCUUGAUUUCCAGGGGUGUUUGCAACUUCGAGGAGAAGGUCAGAAAUGCGCAGGAUGCGGGAUUUGGGGCUGCCAUAAUAUUCGACGACCAGGAGAAGAGCAGCUUGUACUCCAUGGUUGGAGAUUCUGAUGGCAUACAUAUACAUGCAGUUUUUGUUUCAAAGAUGGCAGGUGAGACUCUGAUGAAGUAUGCUCGAGGUGAAGAAGGGGAAUGUUGCAUAGGAUCCUCGAUGGAUGAAGCUGCUGGAACCAUCCUGGUUAUAUCAUUUGUAUCUCUAGUAUUCAUAAUAAUAGUACUUGCUGCAUUCAUGUUGGCUAGAAACUGUCGGCUUCUUCGACAACGAGCACAAAACUCACCAGCUAGCAUGAAACGAGAAGCAGUUGAGCUACUUCCCUGCCUCACAUUUAGAACUGCCUUCUUAAGUAGCAAACAGACAGCCGAGACAUGUGCUAUUUGCCUUGAAGAUUACAGAGAUGGAGAGUCUCUUAGAGUUCUGCCUUGUCAACAUGACUUCCAUUUGGUGUGUGUGGAUUCAUGGUUAACCAAGUGGGGAACAUUUUGCCCGGUUUGCAAACAUAACAUGCGCACAUGAUAAUGGUUCUCCACUCGAGUACUUAACCCCUUCCAUGUGGAUAUCAAAACCGUAACUCGAUUUAGAUUUGUGGUUUUGAAGAUAUGCUGCUUACCGUCUCCAGGCCAUCUACUGUAAGGGAGACUGGGAGAGACGUCAAGUCUUGGAGCUGAAGGCAUCUGAUUGUUAACCUACCUAUUAAGUUAAUCGGGGUAGUUGUUUUUGCCUGGUAAAUACUAUAAUGCGGAAUAUCGUCACCCUUUGCAUUCUGUUUUCUUGUAAUGACUCGUGGAAUUUGGCUGUAGAUCAAAUAGAUAUUCAUGAUGAAACGAAGUCAUGCAGUCGAGGAUUAUACA
Zingiber officinale is the source of this 1403-nucleotide messenger RNA. Its product is annotated as receptor homology region, transmembrane domain- and RING domain-containing protein 1-like. NCBI's taxonomy places the organism in Eukaryota, Viridiplantae, Streptophyta, Magnoliopsida, Zingiberales, Zingiberaceae. The transcript has 4 exons. The record is from RefSeq and is a predicted model, not a curated record. Bases 106 to 1068 code for a protein of 320 amino acids.